Messenger RNA from Coffea arabica (coffee), 4043 nucleotides. Its product is annotated as probable disease resistance protein At1g61300. Lineage: Eukaryota; Viridiplantae; Streptophyta; Magnoliopsida; Gentianales; Rubiaceae. The record is from RefSeq and is a predicted model, not a curated record. Gene Ontology annotation, molecular function: protein binding; ADP binding; ATP hydrolysis activity.
GGAUUCCUAACUUGUAGCCAGAGUUGCAUCUUAUGCUUUGCAGGUAGCCAAAGAUUGGUUGAUAGUCAUCUUUGAACACUCCCGGAACUUCCUUCACGAGGGCCCGUUAUCACGAACCCGCAAGGCCAUUGGUGGUCUGCUCUGCUGUUAGUUCAACCUUUCCUCAACACUCAACAAUCAUUAUACAUAAUCUUGGCAGAGUCUCAAGGUUUCAGGUCACGGAGCUCACUGGAAAAUUAAUGGAGAAACUUGGGAAUUUGGCAUUCGACAAAGGAACGAAGUGGUACUAUUUGGUUGAUAAUCUAAGGUCGCUCGAAACGAAGUUGCAAAGAUUACGCAACAGGAAAACUGACUUCGAGUCGAAAGUGAAAGUUGCAGAAAGAUCAGGUACUAAGAAAAGGAAAAGGGAGGUUGAGAAUUGGUUUGAUGAGGUAGCAAAAGUAGAGAAUGAAUUCGUUGCAUUGAAAACGAGCAUACAAGAGGGAGGAUUUCUAGAAAAUGCAAUUAGCAGUGGGAAAAGAGUGGAGAAAAUGGAUGCAAUUGUAGAGCAACUGAUGGUGCAAAGUGCUAGUGAUCAUUUUGGUGAGCUUUGCCUCGAGGCUUCUGAGAGCAGAGGUGAGCCACGAGAGACAACAGAAUUAUUUGGAGAAAUGUUUCGCAAAGGUCUGGAAACAAUCACGGCAUGGUUGGACACCAAUGAGAUCUUAAGGAUUGGGAUCUGGGGGAUGGGUGGCGUGGGUAAGACUACAUUGGCGGAACACAUCCAUAAUCACCUCCUUAAGAAUACUCAAUCCUUAAGGGUUUAUUGGGUUUCUGUCUCCCAAGCUUUUACCAUCAAAGGGCUGCAAGGUGACGUUGCUAAACGCUUAGGGCUUGAUCUGUCACAUGAGGAAGAUGAAAAAGUGAGGGCACGUAAGUUGCGUGACACAUUUGAGAAAUGGGAGGAAAUGGUAGUGCUCAUAUUGGAUGAUGUUUGGGAAGACUUUGGUUUAGACAGCUUGGGGAUUGAUGCAAGAAAUUGCAGACUGAUUUUGACUACACGCUCAGAAGAAGUGUGCAACCGGAUGCAAUGCCAUCCCUUUGAGUUGAAAACUUUGGACACAGAGGAAGCUUGGGGUUUGUUCGAGCGUACACUUGGCAGCGAGACCGUGCUUGAUGGAGAUUUGGAACGUAUUGCCAAGUCCAUCACGGAAAGGUGUGGUGGUUUGCCUCUUGGUAUUGUCGUAAUGGCUGGGAGCAUGAGAGGUGUGACCGACAUCCAUGAGUGGAGAAAUGCAUUGGUAGACUUGAAUAGAGUAGAGCACGGUAAGAUGGAAGAAAAGGUGUUUCCCAUCUUGGAAUGGAGUUUCAAACGCUUGAAAGAAUGUGAAAGGAAUUGCUUCUUGUAUUGCUGUCUUUAUCCGGAAGAUAGUGAUAUAGAAAGAAAGGAACUAAUAGACCUCUUUAUUUGGGCAGAGCUGAUGUCAAAACGGGAAUCAUGGUCAGAAGAAUUUGAUCAAGGUCACACAAUAUUAAACAAACUGAUUAGAGUUUGCUUGCUGGAAAAAACUAAAGAUUUCAAAGGGGAUGACUGUGUGAAGAUGCAUGAUUUGGUCAGAGAUAUGGCAUUAAGGAUCACAACGCAUGGAAACUCCAAACCAGAGAGCAGCAGAGAUGAUGUACCACGAUUCUUGGUGAAAAGCUUAGGACAGGAAGAUUCAAAAGUAACAACACUGGAACAAGAUGAGUGGACAGAAGAUCUCCGUGCAGUUUCCUUCUAUUCACAAAAUUCCAAAGGAAUAGAAAUUCCACCAGCCUGGUCACCAAAUUGUCCUAAGCUCUCAACCUUGCUUCUUUCUUGGGUUUCCAUAAAAGAAAUCCCAGAUUCAUUCUUUCGGCACAUGUGUGGACUUAAAGUUUUGAAUCUAUCUGAGUCCCAAGGUAUAACAGAGCUGCCUGAUUCUGUUUCAAACUUGGUGAAUCUCACUGCUUUGAUUUUGGGGCAUUGUGACGGCCUCCGAUUUGUGCCACCACUGGGAAAGCUCAAGCAAUUGAGGGAUUUGGACCUAUCCAACACUGAGAUUGAGGAUUUACCUGAAGGCUGGGAGUCGCUGGUUAACCUCGAAAGGCUUAACUUGGAUGACUGUUGCGCUAUAAGACAAAAGAUAAUACCAAAAGGGACAUUUUCCCAAUUUCACCGUCUUCAACGGCUAUUAUUGCCACCCUAUGGUAGCGUCCAAGUUAAUGAUCCAGAAGUGUUGAACCAAUUAGAAAGUUUUAAAGGAUAUUUGUCUUUUACAAACUUUUAUAAAAUUACUCAGUGGCCAAAAUACUAUCAAGUUUAUAUCUGCGACAUCUUAACUAAUGUUUAUCCGUUUUAUGAGGUUGAAGCUUAUGGGGACCAGAAAGAACUGCAUUUCCAUCAGUGUAAGCUUGGUAGAGGAUCAAACGAUCUGCCAGAUGAUAUGGAAAGUCUGAUAAUCGAGGAUUGUGAGGGCAUGGGCAUUAGGUGCUUGUCAGAUGCUUUUAGGAAUUUUAUAAAUUUAAGCCACUUAUCUGAUUUGUAUAUUAUGGAUUUGGUUGGAAUAGAGUUCCUCUGCCAAUUGUCCUCUGCUUCUCCACGUGAUCAGUUGGAACUCUCUAGUCCACUCUGUGAUCUCGAAGAGCUACGCCUCUCCGGGUUGCCAAAUCUGGUUGGUCUUUUUUACGGAGAAUCAGAACCAUCAUAUUUGCUUCCAGCUGGCACCUUUUCUUCCCUCAGAGAAUUGAGGAUUUUUGGAUGUCACAACAUGAAGCAGCUAUUCACAGUGCAGCUGCUGCAGAACCUUCAAAAUCUUGAAACAUUAAGAGUUGAUGGUUGUGAAGGACUGGAGGAGAUAGCAGCAGAUGGCAAUGGAGUAGGACAAGGAGGAGGAGAAGGCAUCCAAUUGACUUCAAGUGGAGCCACCGCCACUGUCACCCUUCCGAAAUUACGGAGGUUGCGUCUGACUAGGCUGCCACAACUGAAGAACGUUUGCAAGGCAGCCAUGAUCUGCGAUUCAAUUGAGAAGAUUAAAAUAUUUGAUUGUCCAAAGGUAAAGAGGCUGCCUUUGUUUCUUCCUACCAUCAAUGGACUACCAUCUCCUCCCAGCACUCUUAGUAAAAUCAGGGGAGAUAAAGAAUGGUGGGAAUCGUUAGAGUGGGACUAUCCUACUGCCAAAAAUGCCUUUGACCCAUAUUUUACCACGGAGCAUCAGACCGAUGAUGACCACCUGUUUGAUCAAAAUCCUGACUGGUUCUCGCGUUGUCUUGCUUUCCCCUUAUCUAAAGAGGCUUUCGAAACAAAGCUACUGGGAAUAUGUGUUUGCAAAUGUUUAAAUUCGAAAUUUCAUACUGAGAGCCACAAUAAAUUGGAAGGAAGUAGAAUUGCAGAGCAAUUUAGAUGAUUGCACUUGCGUUGGUGCCAUGGAUGAAUUUGAUUUGUGUUUCUGGGUAUACUGAUUAAGUGUUGUUUGUCAAUAUUUCUCAGGUUAAUCUAGCUAUUCUAGGUAGCCACAAAAUUGCUGUUGCAAGAGAGAUGAUGUUCCAAAAAGAAGUGUUAAAUGAAGCCUUGUAUACCAAUACCAAAUUUCCUUCCAAUACCUGCUUCUUCCUUAGCUGCAUUAUAGUUGCUGCUUCUCAUCAUGUUUAGCUUUCUAUUCCUAAUUUGAUGAUGUUUUUCCCGUACUUGAUUGUAACUGGAGCCGUGCUACAGUUUUUUUUUUUCAUGACUAUUCCUUGAAUAUCAACAAAGCUGUUUUGGGGUAUUAUGCCAAAAUUUUUAGUCACAUUGUGCUCCAAGAAUGCGAUUUCUCUCUAUCAAUUUAAACCUUUCUGUGCAUGUACUUUUUCCUGAUUUCCACUUCAAGCAAUUAUAUCUCGAGUUCCACUGAUAUUUCUUUAGCUAAAUCCUUUUGAUUAGGGUUAGGAUUGUAUAUGCAUGUUUAAGAAGUAUCAGAAUAACAUACGAAUCCCUUCUAGAGUCAAGCAUCUACAUUUAGAAUAAAUGAAAAAAAAUGCUGUUACAUCACUUCUCUGCAUGACUC